Molecule: messenger RNA, 1095 nt
Organism: Cryptococcus wingfieldii CBS 7118
Lineage: Eukaryota; Fungi; Basidiomycota; Tremellomycetes; Tremellales; Cryptococcaceae
Exons: 3
Coding region: 1-1095 (364 amino acids)
Biological process (GO): mitochondrial outer membrane translocase complex assembly; protein insertion into mitochondrial outer membrane
Cellular component (GO): mitochondrial outer membrane
Source: RefSeq, a predicted model, not a curated record
AUGUCCGACAACAGGCAAGAAUCAGAACAGGAUCUCCAGGACAGCCUCGGCUCCGCCCUCGAGACCUCCUUCUCCAUCCCCCCUCCUCCUCCCAAGCCUGCUGCCCCCGCCGCCUCUGAGGUCAAGGAAGAGCCUGCCGCCGCUGCGCCUUCCGAGCCCAUUCCUGGUAUGGCCGAGUGGCCCGAGACAUAUCAGGGCUACCUCGACGAAUGGCACGCCGAGUCUGCUAUCGCCCGAGCCAAGGCUCAGGAGACGCACGACAGGAUCGAAGCUGAGCGAUUAGCCGAGCAAAAGGCCGAGGAGGACAAGAAGAAGGCCGCCAAGAAGGCGGCGCAGGAUGAGGAGAAGAAGAAGAAGGACGCUGAAAAGUUGAAGGCCGAGUUGGAAGAGGAGGAGAAGAAGGAGACUGAGAAGGAUGUGAGGGGCCAUGGAAAGGUCAAGGAGGCCUGGGAGCUGGUGGGCAAGAAGGACGAUGGGAGGGAUUACGGACCCUUUGCCGAGCCGCUCGACAGGCAAGAUGCCCUUGCUGCGCAGGCCAUCUCUGAGGCCCAAGAGAGACACGAGAUCAAGCCUGCUGCUUACGACCCCACAACGUCUACCGACCCCAUCCCUCCCGCCAUGCAAGACCCUAAACCCGUCACCCCCGCCCCCGUGCCCACAGAGUCUGCCACUCUCUCCCGACACUCUGCUACUUCCCAAGCCUGGGAAGAGGUCUCCCGCCAGUCCGACUCUGGCAGCGGAGAGCAAGUCUCUGCUCCUCAAUCCUCUGGCUCUGACGACAUCAUCCAAAUCCCCUCCCCCGAAAAAGCGGCCGAGGCCGGCGUACCCCUUCCUCCCACCCAACCCCCCUCCCUCACCCUUUCCGUCUUCACCAACUCUGCUUCCCUGUCAGUAUCCAAGAUCUUUGCCGUCAUCGGUAUCAAUCUUGUCCUGCCGUUUAUCAACGGCGUCAUGCUCGGGUUUGGUGAGAUCUUUGCGCGGGAGGUGUUGAAGGUCGGCAAGGAGGUUUGGAGAGGCGAGAGGGGUAUCUUUGGUGGUCGACGGGGGACUGGUGGACGAGGAACCAGUGGUGUCGGAUUGAGCGGUGGUUUCUAG